Molecule: messenger RNA, 1601 nt
Organism: Tachyglossus aculeatus (Australian echidna)
Lineage: Eukaryota; Metazoa; Chordata; Mammalia; Monotremata; Tachyglossidae
Gene: TSEN15
Product: tRNA splicing endonuclease subunit 15
Exons: 6
Coding region: 1-1167 (388 amino acids)
Biological process (GO): tRNA splicing, via endonucleolytic cleavage and ligation
Molecular function (GO): nucleic acid binding
Source: RefSeq, a predicted model, not a curated record
AUGACGGAGGAGAAGGCAAGAGAACGGGAAACUAUAGUCAGUGGAGGAGGAGGAAAUCAUGCUCAUGAAUCCAAAGCCGCCUCCACCAAACUGGAGGUUCAGAGCUCCGAGUCUCCUUUAGCUUUCCCCGUGGGCCCCCAGUUCUCACCUCCAUUUGCGGAACCCACUGGGUUCUUGGUUAAAAAAAAAACACAGAAGUUUUCACUACAUCUCGGCCCUGGCAAGAAAAGUGGAAAAUAUCCUCACAACACUGCUGCAUUGUGUUCAGCUGGUUUGAAUUCUUGGUGGUUGGGGCUGCAGGGAUUUGCUCACUUUGAGGUGAUGUGGAUUCAGGCCAGGGUGGAGGGCUUCACGAUAUUACUUCUACUGGAUCGCCACGCUAUUCAUUUCUUUCUAGCUCCACAGCUGAAAAAUGUUCCCGCAGUGGAGUAUGGACGAUCCCACAGCGGGCGGCGGAACGCGGUGAGGGCGGGCCCGGUUUCCCGGCCGGACCGUGGGCGGCGGCGCACCGGCGGCGGACUGAAGCCGCGGGGCACCGGUGGCAUGGAAGGGCAGGCCAACGCCGCCGGGCCUGGUACCCAGGGCGGCCCAUGCACCAGCAGCAGCACCAGCAGCUGCACCAGCAGCAGCAGCUGCACCAGCUGCACCAGCAGCAGCAGCUGCACCAGCUGCACCAGCAGCAGCAGCAGCAGCAGCAGGAGCCUGGAGCUGAACCGUGCCAACUGGAUGAGCAGCCAUCCCCAGUUUGUGGAGAUGCAGGCAUUAGAAGUAGCAGACAGCUCUCAAGUAUACACAGCAUUCUUAGUUUACUUGGACCUUCUAGAAGGUAGGAACUGGCAUGAGGUGAAGAGUGUUGGAUUAGCCGAAGCCCAGCUCAUCUGUCUCUACGGUCAAGAGAAAGAAGAAGAAAGCUUCCAGGCUGUGGUACCGAUGUCUGUCCAUGCAUCCCUCAGUCAUGAGAGGAUAAGGGAAAUUAUGACACACGCUUGCAAGCUCCAGCAAGAGCCCGAUUCUCCAAUGUCAAUCACCCUGGCCAUAGUGGAAUCUGAUUCCACCAUUGUCUACUACAGACUGACGGAUGGAUUUGUCAUACCGGAGCCUCCCGAGGAUGAGGGAGUUGCAGAGAGUAAACAGUGGAAGAAGAAAAAGAGGAAAUGUGUGAGGUGAUUCCUGGACUGUCGAUGGGGCUGCCAUUUUCCGGUGGAAGAGAGAGACAGCGAGACCUGCCUGUCCAUAAAUGAGAGGGUUUCUUCUCCCCACAGGCUCUUGCCCCAUAGACGGGAGGAACAGGCCGAAAGUUCGGUAAAUGUGUCCGAUUCUUGUAAAUGGAAGGGAAUUGCUUCCCUCUGGCCCUGGACAGGUAGACUCUCUAUCACAUCACAGUAAUUGAUGAUGAAUUUAAUACAGAUUGCUUGAAAGCAUGGUGGGCAGAGGGUUUUCUGCACUAAAAAAUUGGCAGUCUUAUUCUGGAAGGAAACCUCUGGAGGAAAUGGGACAGAAGGGGAUUCUAAUGAAUAUGAAUUUCAAUGUAGCUGGAUUUUUUUAAAAAAGUACUUUGAUGUGAUUGUGGCUGUCGCAUUAAAAUACUCUGCGAUUCUUUA